AUGCAACAAGCAAAUCCACAACAUUCAACUUCUAAUCCCGGCGAGCCCCUCAAGACCUCUUGGAAAAGUCCACUUCUCAACGAAAAACUCCAUACUCCAGCCGCCGUAUCGGAUACCCUCCCCCCCGCUGCCAACCAGCCAAGAGAGCCUAGUAUCCCUCAGCCUCCUGCUCACCUACGAGCGAGUGACGGCCACCCUUCACCGUCAGACGAACGCCCAGGACGCGGCCAAGGUCAACACGAGCGCCGAGACCCCCGUGGCACGAGCGCCGAGUCUCUUGGCGCCCGCCACGCCGCCGCCGCUGCUGACCGCGUUGCACGAGGUCGGCGAGAGCCCCCCGUCGGGGUCAGGCCAGGUCCCCCGCGGACAGCCGGCGCGGUCGAGCAUGGUCCUCUCGACCUCGUCCGCCAGCGAGCCGUCCAUCUCGAGCCCGCAGGCUGUCGAGGAGGAAGAGGACGGCGACCCGGAAGACGAGGACGCGACGGGGCAGAGGGCGCCCGACUCGUGGCGGGAGCCCGUGAUUUCGAAGCGGCCGACGGGCGCCGGGCACGUGGUCUCGUCGGCGACGAUGGCCGGGAUCUCCCCGGCGCCGGCGGAGGGGUCGGUCGUGGUGAAUACGACGUGGCCGUCGUGGGAGAGAUCCUGCGGCCGCGAAUCCGCGCCCUCGGCCGUGGCGUUGACGGGGCAGCUGCCGAACAUGGUGGCCGUGUACUUGAGCCGGAACUGGCGCUGCGGCGCGCCGACGAGGUCCCUGCGCGAGGCGUCGAUGACGGCGACGACGGCCUCGGUCGUCCGGUUGAGCUUGUCCGUCUGCCAGACGCCCGACGUGAAGAGCUGCCCGGUGUCCGGGUCGUUGAUGUCGGUGUAGCCCGUCAGGUCCCACCUGACCCAGAAGGAGAAGUGCUCGUCGUCCGAGGGCCAGAGCUGCGAGGCGUUGCGGACGGCGAAGACGAUGGGGAAGGGCCAGACGGGGCGGUAGACGGUGUCGUUGCGCGGGAAGACGAGGUCGACCCCGACGACGGUGGCGGCGGCGGCGGCGGCGGCGGCGGAGGAGGAGGAGGGCAGGGCGAGGGAGAAGCCCGCGAGGCGCAGAAGCGUCAGCAGGAAGCAGACGGGGCGACUCAUUUCGGGACGUAUUCGCAUGAUGUUGUUUCGGGACGAAGUACGGGAAAAACUGGCCUCCGUACAGCAUGCACCACUCUGGCAGCAGCCGACGCAGUGUUGGACCGAUCCGCAUGCUCCAACGUCCUUGUGCUGUCGCCUGGUGAUGGAGCCGAAGGGCAUGGUGCCAGCAAGAUCGGCGGGCGGGACCGCAACUGCCGAGGCGAGAAGGGUAGAAAAGAAGAAGAGACUGCUGAGGAGCAUGGUUGA
Molecule: messenger RNA, 1371 nt
Organism: Colletotrichum higginsianum IMI 349063
Lineage: Eukaryota; Fungi; Ascomycota; Sordariomycetes; Glomerellales; Glomerellaceae
Exons: 5
Coding region: 1-1371 (456 amino acids)
Source: RefSeq, a predicted model, not a curated record